Lucilia sericata (common green bottle fly) is the source of this 1112-nucleotide messenger RNA. RefSeq names its product protein Abitram. NCBI's taxonomy places the organism in Eukaryota, Metazoa, Arthropoda, Insecta, Diptera, Calliphoridae. Bases 378 to 977 code for a protein of 199 amino acids. Gene Ontology annotation, biological process: dendrite morphogenesis; regulation of actin filament polymerization; regulation of filopodium assembly. Gene Ontology annotation, cellular component: filopodium tip; dendrite; lamellipodium. The record is from RefSeq and is a predicted model, not a curated record. Gene Ontology annotation, molecular function: actin monomer binding; actin filament binding. The transcript is spliced from 2 exons.
CAACUGUUCAAUUUGACAUUUCGCAUUAAUAAUUUGUUGUUGUCUCGUAAAAAAAGAAAAACAUUGUGUUUUGGAGCCGACUUCUUGUAAUAAAUAAAAAAUAAAGCAUUAUUUGUGGCUGGGAAGAAAAUGCACACAGAUUUAUCACCACAUUUGCAUACUCCUCAUUGCAAUCAAUUAAUAGAUGAUUUAAAAAAGUGUCACGAAGAGAAUAAAUUUGCCAAAUUUAUAGGAAUCUGUAAUUCAUUCGAUUCGGCGGUGGUCAAGUGUCUGAAACAAGAACGUAUUGCCCGAUCUGCUGCCAAUAGAGCGAAGGCCCGUGAAAGACAAGCUGAAUUGAAGAGUCGUUUAAAUCAAAAUCAAUAAACAGCAACAAAAUGCACACUGAUCCUUUAGCUGAAUUCUAUUUCCAACCGGAACCCCACAACAUUUGCGGCCAAGAUGUUAAACCUAUAACCGAUGAAUUCAUAGAAAAUUUUCCUUCUGUUGUUGAUCGUUUCUUUACACGUUACUAUUACAUUAAGAAAGGUGCCGAUCAGGCCCCCUACAAAGUUUUAUUCCACUCCAAUCGCAUUUGUUUAAUAUGCCUGGCACCCGAACAUCCCGCCCUUCAAAGCGGUAUUGCCAGCAUUAACUUCGAUAUUGGACAAAUGGAUCGUAGUAAAAAUACCGUUAAGGGUAAGGGUAAAAAGGGUGGUAUGAUUUUGCAAGCAGAUUCCACACUCGCUCUAUUAGCCUCCAAAACUGGUGAGGUAUAUAAAGUUCCCAGUUGUGUGCGUAGUAAAUUGGUUGAGGUAAAUACUGAAAUUUCGGAACAUCCAGAAUUAUUGGCGAGCUUACCCGAAGGAGAAGGUUAUUUUGCUAUUGUCUUACCCAAACCAGAACAUUGUGAAGAAAUCAAAGCCAGUCUAAUGACCCAAGAACAAUAUGAUGAAUAUCAGGAGACAUUGAGACAAGAAAAAAAGGAAGAGGAAUGACAAUUGUAACUACAUGCAUGUGUAUUUGUUUUAGCUAUGACUGUAUUAAAAUUAAUACAUUUACUACCUAUGUUCUUAAAAUAGUUUUGUUAAGAUUGUAAUAAAUAUAAAUUUCAGUGAUUUUUAUAAAAAAAA